This is a messenger RNA of Gadus chalcogrammus (walleye pollock), 1921 nucleotides long. It is a transcript of the gene dbn1, whose product is annotated as drebrin 1. Gene Ontology annotation, molecular function: actin filament binding. NCBI's taxonomy places the organism in Eukaryota, Metazoa, Chordata, Actinopteri, Gadiformes, Gadidae. Gene Ontology annotation, cellular component: postsynaptic membrane; site of polarized growth; actin filament. Gene Ontology annotation, biological process: postsynaptic actin cytoskeleton organization; positive regulation of dendritic spine morphogenesis; neuron projection morphogenesis. The record is from RefSeq and is a predicted model, not a curated record. The transcript has 14 exons. The coding region runs from base 203 to 1849 and encodes 548 amino acids.
GGACCCUCGUUCAUCCUCAGCAGGACCCGGCGGCAUUAGGACCCAGCUGCCGCAGCAGCCGUCCUUUGUCUCUACCAGUCAGCGUCUCUCUCUCUCCUCCUCCUCCUCCUCCUCCUCCCACCGUCUCCUCCUCUCCACUCUGCAAAUCCGCAGUCCUCACUCCGUGUCUGUCCUCCCUCCGGUCCGCUGCAGUGUCGGCAGCAUGGCGGUGAAUCUCGGCAAGAACAGACUGGCUCUCCUCACGGCCUACCAGGAUGUCAUAGACGAGGCCUCGGACACCGACUGGGCGUUGUACUCAUACGACGGCGACAGCGAUGACCUCACAGUGGCCUCCUCAGGGGGCGGGGGUCUCCUGACCAUCGCCGGGGCGUUCGAGAGCUCCCGGGUCAUGUACGGGUUCUGCAGCAUGAAGGACGCGACCGCAGCCCUGCCGCGCUACGUCCUCAUCAACUGGGUAGGGGAGGAUGUUCCAGAUGCCAGGAAGUGUGCGUGUGCGAUUCACGUGGCCACCGUCGCUGAGUUCUUCCAGGGAGUCAACGUCAUCGUCAACGCCAGCAACAUGGAGGACAUCGAGCCAUCCGCUAUUGGCCAGCGGCUGACCAAUGGGACGACGGCAGUGGCCAGCCCAGUCCUCAACCGCCUCCGGACCAAAGAGGGGGAGAACGGAGAGAACGUGGGUACCGUCUACACGAAGACAAACGCAGAGAUAGAGAUGAAGAAGAUCAACAGAGAGGAGUUCUGGGAGAAAGCCAAGCGGGAGGAGGAGCUAAGGAAGGAGGAGGACAGGAAAAGGGUAGCGGAGGAGCGUCAGCGGUUUGAGGAGGAGCGGAUGGAGCUGGAGAAGAAGGAGCAGGAGGAGCGAGAGAGGCGGUACAGGGAGAGAGAGCGGGAGAUCGAGGAGCAGAGAAAGAAGACGCAGGAAGAGGAGGAGGCCAAGGAGAGAUUACGGAGCCAGCCAACCAUGCCUGCAGAGCUGAGCACUGAGGAGCUGCAGGAACGAAAGGAAUCUGAGGUAGAGGAGGCGAAGGCGAUCAUCGCCCAGCGGUCUGAUAACCCUCGGGAGUUCUUCAAGAAGAAGGAGAGGGGAGUUCAGAGUGUUGACUCCUCCCCCGCAGCCCGGGUCCGCUCUGGUGAUGACGAUGCCGCAGUGAGCGCGGACCGCGGCGUGACCCCCACCCCCAAGAUGGUGACCACCCCCGAGCCCAGCCCAGCCGAGGACGCCUCGAAGCCGGAGCAGCCAGCUUCAGAGGCCACGCCCCCAAAGUCUGACGCCACGCCCCCAAGACCGGUCCAGAGCGUGGCCCCCCAGGCCCGGGACCCUGACCCCGCCCCCUGGGGCUCUGCGACGGACAGCCUGGUGGACGUAUGGGACGCCGCCCCCGCUGCCGCCGCCCCCGCCGCCGCCCCCGCCCCCCAGUCCACCAAUCUGGUGGACCUGAUGGGUGACAUCACCACUGAGACUCCGCCCCCGCGCCCGCAGCCGCUGCUCAGCUUCGAUGACAUCAUGGACGCGUCGCAUUGCUCCGCCCCCGUCGUGGAGGACGAGCCCAGCAGCCUGGUGGACGUGGCGGGGAUUGAUCACAUGACCCUCAGCUACCAGCAUGCACUGCAGCAUGCGGCGGGGGAGGGUCCUGAGGGGGAGGACGGAAAGCGGCUGUUGACCAAUGGGGAGACAGCGCUGAAGGAGGGAACCCAGGCGAGUGAGGGCUACUUCAGCCAAUCACAGGAAGACGAAUUCGGCCAAUCGGAGGACACCACAGCUAAGCCGACGCCUGUGUUCUAUAACAAGCCACCAGAGAUUGACAUCACCUGCUGGGACAACGAUCCUGUGGAUGAAGAUGACGACUAGCCGACCAAUCAGGGGCUGCUGCCAGACCAGGAAGAGGAACAAGUGCAUCGUUAGGAAACUGUUUUUUUUUUU